Molecule: messenger RNA, 1220 nt
Organism: Postia placenta MAD-698-R-SB12
Lineage: Eukaryota; Fungi; Basidiomycota; Agaricomycetes; Polyporales; Adustoporiaceae
Exons: 8
Coding region: 72-1082 (336 amino acids)
Biological process (GO): catechol-containing compound metabolic process
Molecular function (GO): ferric iron binding; catechol 1,2-dioxygenase activity
Source: RefSeq, a predicted model, not a curated record
GAACACUGCGACAGCGAGCAGCAACCACGAGACCGACCACCAGAGCGCUUCCGAAUUUGACACCUGCCAUCAUGACUGAAUCUGCACCGGUACCCAACGAGAAAGCGGUACCCAACGGAAACCCGCCACCGCCUUUCUAUUUGCCUUUUCCUGACAGACCAGAACUCAUAACGGAGAACUUAUUGAAAUUGGUUGAGUUAACCCCUGACCCGAGACACAAGUUUCUCGCUCGGACACUCAUAACUCACUUGCAUCAAUUCGUGAACGAGACCAGUCUCACGACCGAGGAAUGGAUGACUGCGAUCCAAUUCCUCACUCGCGUGGGUCAGACCUGUACUCCUCUACGCCAAGAGUUCGUACUCUUGUCAGACACGCUGGGAGUAUCGGCACUCGUAGACGCAAUCAACAACCCUCCCAUAAGUGGUGGGACGGAAAGUAGCGUCCUCGGCCCCUUUUUCACAGAAGAUGCGCCUGAUGUUGAAAAUGGCGAGUCCAUUGCAUCAGAAGGCAAGGGAGAGUAUAUGUACGUGGAGGGGCGCGUCCUCAGCACAGAUGGCACACCGGUCUCCGGAGCGACUGUCGAAACAUGGGAAACUGAUGCUCUCGGAUAUUAUGACACUCAAUAUGAGCACCGAGACAAGCCUGACUGCCGCGGUCGUUUGCGCACCGACAAGGAUGGCAAAUAUGGAUAUCGCGCAGUCGUUCCAGUAGCGUACCCGAUUCCAGGAGAUGGACCCGUCGGAGCUAUGGUCGUGAAGCUUGGAAGACAUAAUAUGCGACCAAAUCACUUACACAUGAUGAUCGAGGCUCCAGGUUUCAAUAAACUCACGACUGCGCUUUACCCCGAGGGCGACCAGUGGCUCAGCAGUGACGCCGUUUUCGGGGUUAAGAAGUCGCUCGUAGUGUCGCUUCGAGACGUUUACGACGACGCCGAGUCGCGAAAGCGUGGGUUCCCGAAGGGCGGUUCCUUCAAACUUCUACAACACGAUAUCAUCCUCGUCCCUGAGGCAGAUUCAAAAGCUGCCAGAGCACAGUAUGCGAGAGAGCGAGCGGAGAAGGCUGGAUUGAAGCUACCAGAAUAAAGCGUAUAAUAUACACGUAUACCACAGCAAGGACAUUUCUUAGGGCGAGUUCAACCUCGUCAUGAUUGACUGCCCAUUGUUUUCACGUUCGGUGCUGUAUACAUUAUGUACCCGAGAUGUUGCGAAAGUCGUCGUCAG